CAAAACGAUGACGUAUGACACUUACUGAUAUCAGUUUGUGAAACCCUGAUGUCCGCUAAACCCUAAUAUCUGAGAGGGUGAGUGAGAAAAGAGCAUAGAGCUUCAAUUGGGGGGCCAAGAUGAAUUAUUCGAGAAUACUUACAAACACUUUGUGUAAGAAAAACAACUCGGACUUUCUUUUUUCUUCCUUCUCUUUUAGUGCUUUUGCUUCGUCGCAUUGCCGUUCUAUCUUCUACACUGCGCAGCUUCAGAACUCAUGGAUGGACAAAAUCAAAGGGGUUAUUACCGGAAAAAAGACCUCUCAAGAAGACACAUUAAUCAGCUCCGACUCCUUCACGCUUCUACGUUUUGCGGAUGAGUUGAAGAAUGCGAGAAGGGUAGGGGCAUUCAAGCAAUAUAUAGUGGGUAGAAGCAGCGAAGCGACAUUUGCUGACGCUUUUGAGAAACAAGAAGCAAUAAUUCGAUAUCUUGGAGGUUUAGAUUCCACUGGAGAGAAUAUCCAAACCAGUCAAAAACAAGAAGCAGCAAAGCAUUGUAAUUGCUCGAUUGCCGAUGUUGAGAAUGCUCUUUCGAAGUUUAUGUGGGCUAGAGAAGCACAAAAGAAGCUCGAAAGUCUGAAGAAAGAAGGGAAACCAAUGCCAAAGAGCAUUGCUGAGGUGCAAAAACUGAUGGGUUCGUCGCCACUGGAUCUUGCCAGGUCUAAUUUGGCUAAGAGUGGGCAAAUCAGUCGAAAUGCACUCUGUCCUUGUGGUUCCAAGAAGAGAUAUAAAUGGUGCUGUGGGAAAAAAUAAGUGAUAGAGUAGUUUUAAGUCCCUUCACUGCUGGACCAUCAAAAUGGAGAUAUUCGAAGACUCCUAGGAAGAAUUUCAGGUCUCAAUCUCCCAAAUAUUGUCUGUUGAUAUCUUGUCUUUCUGAUGUUGUCUGGUUGGAAUUGUGUUUAUAUAUUUAUUUGUCAUAGAGUGAAGCAUAAUAGCUCAGAGUUUUUAAUCUUUCUUGACAUGUUCUAAUUUCUUUCCUUUCUGGUUCCAAUUAUAUUUUUCUCAUAUUUGUUUUUAUCUGUUUGGAACAUGAUUUCAAUUUUCAUAACUGAAAACAAACUUUAAUAAUCAUCAAAUUAAUAGAUAAAUAUGAAAAUUUAAGGUUGUGUAUCCGAUCUAAUGGUGGAAGUAAAGUAAGAAGUGGAUUACACACAAUAACUUUACUCUUCCAUAAUCUUGUUUAUAACCCAAAUUAAUCACCUAACUUAGAAGUUUUAAUUGUUUACAAUUUAAAAUUGGCAUAUCUUCAAACUUCACUUCAACAGUAAAUCUUUUUUCCUUCUCAAAGACUUCAUAAUUUGACAAUCAAACAAGUGCCUAACUGUCAUAAUCUCACUUAUAUGGACUGCACUGUAGAAUAAUUAUGCAGUAUUUCUAUCUGAGAAAUACAUGAUUUUUUAUAUUAUCCAAUGAUGGGUUUAAAACACAUUACUACUGUUUAAACUCUGCCAUUGUGUUUCUGAUACAUGAUUUUUUAAAGUUUUUCUUUGUCUUUAAGGUCUCCCAGGGAAAUACUUAUAAUUGUAAUGUUAAGUAGUAAUAGAACUUUCACUAAUAGUCUCUAGUAUUUUCUUGCUUUCUUGUCCCGUGAAAUAUACUAUUUCUAUCAAACUCCUUUUUAUCUCAACAGGUGCAACCUUUUAUCUUGUACGCGGUAAUGGUUCCUUUUCAGUUGGUUGUUUGUCUACCUAGAGCAACUAGUCCUCCUUGGUGGAGAUUGUGGCUUAAAUAGGCUUUGCUUUUUCGAAAUAUAUUUGAUUAUUUAUCUCCUUGUAUAUUCCAUGUAUUUAUUUGUUUUUCUCUACAUGAAGGUGCUGUGGGAAAAAAUGAAGUGAUUUAGAGAGUAAUUUUACACCCCCUCAAAUGGAGAGAUGGCAGGAUUCCUACAAAGAAUUUGAGGUCUCAGUUUCACUAAUGUUGAUUGUUGGAACCUUGUCUCCCAGAUGCUGUCUGGUUGGAAUUUUUUGUCUGUAAAUUUAUUUGAAAUAAAGUGAAGCAGAACAGCUUUGAUCAUUAAAUUCCCUUUUAUAAUAUCUCUUUUUUUUUUUUUUUUU
This is a messenger RNA of Ziziphus jujuba (common jujube), 2092 nucleotides long. RefSeq lists its product as uncharacterized. The coding region runs from base 120 to 791 and encodes 223 amino acids. The transcript has 5 exons. Lineage: Eukaryota; Viridiplantae; Streptophyta; Magnoliopsida; Rosales; Rhamnaceae. The record is from RefSeq and is a predicted model, not a curated record.